AUGGUGAUUGUGCCGCCCACGAUCGAGGACGCCCACAGCAGUCCUGACGUCGAAGUGAAGGAGGGGGAGGAGGCAAGGCUGUCGUGUGGAGCUACAGGUACACCCACGCCCACUAUCCUCUGGCGAAGGGAAGAUGCGCGUCUGAUCCGCUUGCCGGGACAGCAAGAGCCGAUGUGGAAGGGAAGCACUCUCGUCCUGCCUCAUACGAGAAAGGAAGACAUCGGUGCAUACCUUUGCAUAGCUAACAACGGCGUCCCUCCUUCGGUUAGCAAGAGAGUGCGCCUCAAUGUACGCUUCGAGCCAGUCGUUCGUGCUGGCGUUCCUUCAGUGUCCACGCCCCUCGGAGGCUCUGUGAACUUCUCCUGCGUCGUGGAUGGGUGGCCGACGCCCUCCCUGCACUGGAUGCGGGAUAAUGGGCAGCCUGUGGUCGGCCAGAACAAGGUUUACCAGCUGCAGGACAGGAUUCGAGAGACUGGAGGUACAGGUUAUUGUACGGCAGUUGCUUUAACUGGCACGGGAUGCAGAGGCGUUGGGCGGAUUAAAGUAGGUAUUGAUAUUGCUAUAGAUAUAGGGUACAGAGAGGUCGGUAUCAAUAUAGAUGUUGACGUUCAGAAGUACGUCACCAGCAUCACACGCGUCAACGAUACCCGACACGUGAUGAGUCUGACGAUCAACAACACAGAGGCUACGGACCUUCUCGGUUACCGGUGUAGAGCCAAUAACAGCGAGGGUACAGCGGAGGCCCGAGUUCUUGUUCAGGAGUUAAUAACCACUACCACCACCACCACCACCACCACGACCACCACCACUACUACCACGACUACUACGACCACCACUUCUGCGCCACCCACUGCUGACGACCCGCUGAUGUGGAGGCCCGGCAUAGGUAUGUAUGGGCGUCUUGUUGCAAUAUUAAUACUCCUUGGGUUAUCGUUCAUGAGGGUGUUGGAUAUCGCCAAGGCUUUCAAAACACGUUUCUCCACAGAGGGAAUGAGGGAAGGCACUGAUCUUGGUCGACGUCAAACGCCGAGUCCGGUCUUGGCCUCUGUAAGGCACAAGGGUCAGACUGGGUCAGCUGGUCCCGGGGAGCUGGGCGAGGGAGACGUCCUGGGUCAGCAGCAACAGCAGCAGCAACAGGACAAUGAGGACAACCACUGGGAAAAACAGAGAGGUCGCCAGACUUUCACUUACACGGCUGCUGGUACCUCCGGCGCCUCAGCUCUCGACUCGCCAGGAAGCCAGACCUCCUUGGCUUUCCUCCUGCCCGUCCUCGUCUUCCUGUUCCACCUUCCUUCUGUCUUCCUCCCCCUUCCUUCGUCCCUUUGUCUCUUCCGUGCCUCUCCCUCUUCCGUGGGGGGGCCGCUCCCCUCCUCGCGCCCUCCCCCCAGUCGCAGGGCAAGAGGGAUGCAAGGGGGAGAGGAAAAUACUGUAAUUAGAGUCGGUUGUGAAUAUGGAGAUGACAAGCGGUGCGGAGACUAGCUUGCAAGAAUGAAUUAAAGGAAAAUGAAGUGAUGAAAUGUGUGCGCCCAGAUCCUCCCGUCUCAGGCUGAGUGAAAUGCGGAGGGAGAGAGAAAAAAGAAAAAGGAAAAAAAAAACAAGAAGAACGGGGAGAAAGAGAAAGAGAGAAAAGAGGCGAUAUAAUGGAGGAAGAUUACAGAUAACGACGGUUUAGAUCUGCUCGUGUGUGUUGACUUGACUUUGCGAGCACGCGAUGCUGAGCAGAUGGGUAGCAAUGAGAUCACAAUCCAAGGAAAAAAGUAGAUCGGAUA
Penaeus chinensis is the source of this 1769-nucleotide messenger RNA. RefSeq names its product hemicentin-2-like. Gene Ontology annotation, cellular component: neuron projection. Bases 1 to 1479 code for a protein of 492 amino acids. The transcript is spliced from 11 exons. The record is from RefSeq and is a predicted model, not a curated record. Lineage: Eukaryota; Metazoa; Arthropoda; Malacostraca; Decapoda; Penaeidae.